CUGCCUGAGGGGUCGAGCACCUACCGUGAGGCAUCCCCUCCUAUAGAUCUUGGGAUAUGUGGAGAUAUGUUGCCCAUUGUGCUGUCCAAGGUGGAUGGCAGGAUGUCAAUGCGUGUGCUGAGCUCACCAAAGGGAGGAUACUCACAUAGUGACUCUGACACAGAAUCAAUGGGUGAUGCAGUUUCACCUGUACCACCCAAAAGCAUGCCUGAUAUCGCUCUUCCCAGGCAGCCUCUCAGGAUUGCGUCAGCUUGUAUCAAGUGUGAAAGUAAUAAGGACAUUCAAAGGAUCGUGGAUCCAGGGUUCCAGAUCACUGAGUUGUUCAAAAAUGAGGACGAUUGUGUGCUAAGGAAACCAGUUCACGAAUAACAAUUAUUUGGAUCAAGCAAACUAACUAUUACCUGAAUUACAUUAGAUGAAUGUUAUACGUAGUGACAUCUUUAAUACAGGUGCAUCUACAUAAAACUGAAUUAUUUGGAUAAAGUGAUAACUUACAACACAGAAGCUGUAAACAUAUGUAUGUAAACUGUAUAUAGGACUUAAGGAGAUGACAACCAAUGCCUUUCAUACUUUACUAUUUCCUUAUUUAACUUUUUAUGAACUUUGAGAGUUAUAUUUAAACUUCUGGAGAAGUUCUUAUUGAGGGGAGGGGGGGGGCUGUGUAGAGUUUAU
Molecule: messenger RNA, 672 nt
Organism: Owenia fusiformis
Lineage: Eukaryota; Metazoa; Annelida; Polychaeta; Sabellida; Oweniidae
Source: the annotation of a GenBank genome assembly